Microplitis demolitor is the source of this 1719-nucleotide messenger RNA. Its product is annotated as beclin-1-like protein A. Lineage: Eukaryota; Metazoa; Arthropoda; Insecta; Hymenoptera; Braconidae. The transcript is spliced from 5 exons. The record is from RefSeq and is a predicted model, not a curated record. Bases 105 to 1643 code for a protein of 512 amino acids.
UUUAACGACGAUGGACAAAUCUGAAAUUGAACCUAGAAAAAAUUUAUCGAGUCCAAUACCUGGAUUGACGGUAAACACAAAUUUAUUAAGAUAAAGCCAUAAUAAUGCCAGAUAUACCUGAAAUUUCAUUAUGUUCCAACAAUCGUUUUUCACCGACUCAAAUUGAAUCAUCAAAUCGUCAUAAUUAUUCAUAUCAACAACAACAAAAACAAAAAAGUCGACCCGAGUUAUCAUUAAUUAAAGAACAAUGCAGUACAACAACAAUUCCUAAUAAUAAUAAUAAUAAUAAUAAUUGUAGAUAUGAAAAUAAAAAAAAUAAUAGUAAUAAUAAUCAAGAAAGUUUAAAAAAACUAAAAUCAAUGCCCGAGUGUUGGACAGAUAAAUUUAAUAAACAACAGAAUGGUCAUGAUCUACGAUUUAAAUUUUACCAAAGGCUUAAAGAAACUAAAAAUAUUAUUCCUCUAUCUACAAAUAAAAUAUUAAUACCUAAUGGUGGACCUGUAUAUAAACAUAUAUCUGAAAAUUAUCUACAAAAUAAAUCUUCAUCACUUAAUAAUAAUAGUAAUAACAAUUAUCAAAAUAAUUGUGAUAAUUUAAAAUUACUAUUGUCAUUAAUUAAGUCACAAAAUCAACAAAUAAAGUCAUUAAAAAUUCAAAUGAAAGCAUUACUAUCAAUUUAUGAAAGGGAAAAAUAUAAUAAAAGAAAAGUUGUAUUACUUAAUUCACAUGGAAAUAAUUUAGAAUUAACUUCAAAUGACCCAAAAUUACAAGAAACAAAAGUAUCGAUAGGCGUUAUGACGAGUUUUGAGUUUACAUUAAAAAAAAAACCUAAUGAAUUAACAACAUCUAAGGCAAUUAUUAAUUUAUCAUUAAAUAAUAAUAAUAAUAAUAAUCUGAAUGUAUUAGAAUCGAAAAUCAAUAGUCCAGAACCUUUAAGAGAAUCUGAAACAAAACUCAUAACAAAUUCAAAUAACAAUAAAAAUAAUGGUGAUGAUGAAUGUUUACUUAUUGAUAAUAACAAUAGUAAACCAGUGGCUAAAUCAUCAUCUAAAGUAGGAUGGACUUUUUACAAUAAUAUGAUGUGUCAAGUAAAUGAGCUACUUGAUACUCAAAAUGAUAUUCAGUGUCAACAACAUCAUUAUCAUACUCAACAAUCAUUUAUUCAUGAUAGUGGACAGCAAAGAUCUAUGAUGCAACAAUGGAAGAUAUUUAAAGCUACUAUGACCACUGGAUUGACUGACGAUAAAAUAAUUUCUUCCGAUGAAAAGACUAAUUAUGAUUCGUCGUAUUAUCCAAGGGUACAUUAUAAACAAAAUAUUGUCCAGACAACUAAUUCAAUAAUUGAUGAUAAUACAAGCAUUCAUAUGCGUGCUCUAGCAUUUAAAUAUCUUGGUCAUAGUUAUGAUAAUACUAAUCUACAAGGAUUAAAUAAAUUAAUGAGUGUUAUUGGUAGCCCAAUUAAUAAUGGUGAUAACAAUCAUGAUACAUCAAUCAAUAAUAUCAUCAAUAAUGAACGAUAUCGUAAUUUAUUAGCUUUAAAAAAUACUGAUGAACCAUCAGGAUUUAAUUACGAAGGAUCGAAAGAACAUCAACAAAAUAUUUUAGAUAUUCCAGUAUUGAAACGUCAACCUAAAUUAUUGUAGUAAAAAUUACUAUCGGUUGUAUAUACAUUUAUUAAAAGUUAUUUAUAUACUAAAAUUUUUUAUUUUCAUAGCAUUU